Molecule: messenger RNA, 5764 nt
Organism: Rhineura floridana
Lineage: Eukaryota; Metazoa; Chordata; Lepidosauria; Squamata; Rhineuridae
Gene: IFT172
Product: intraflagellar transport 172
Exons: 47
Coding region: 361-5691 (1776 amino acids)
Biological process (GO): intraciliary transport
Cellular component (GO): ciliary basal body; intraciliary transport particle B; axoneme
Molecular function (GO): protein binding
Source: RefSeq, a predicted model, not a curated record
GAGUGAGAUCCUUGUCAAUGCCCUCCUCCCGCAGCAGCAGACGUCCCUAUGAGCCAAUUAGCACGAAAGGGGAGAGUAUUAGCUACUAAAAAGAGGCUUCUCAGUAGCUAACUCUCACUCCGCUGACUCCAAUCAGCAGGAAAGGGCAAGGAAGCAAGUUAGAAGACUCUUCUCAGUGGCCUUUCAUUGCUGAUUGGCUUGUAGGAUGCUGGACGCAUAGGGACCCUGCUGUGACCCUGCUCCCAAAAAAUCAAAGGGGUCAGGGAUCCCUCCCCCUAGACCUCGGACAUAACCGGCCUAGUGGGAGCUGCCGGUAGGACUCUACGGAGAGAUCCAGGAUUGACAAAUGGCUUUUGCAAAAUGAGCCCGAAGAGUUUUUCUAUUCAGAUAGCGACUCGUAUCACUUUAUCUUUAGCUAAUCUGUGUGUCUUCGCGUGCUCUUUCUUCUCACGUCGUACGGCGCAGCUGACGCCAUCAGUGGCAGCCGCGUCCCAGGGCCGUUGCUGGGGCAACGGGCGGAGACGCCGCGGCGGCCUGCGCACUCCGGCCUGGCGAUGCAGCUGCGACAUGUUCGGACUCUGCUCACCCCCCAGGAUGGAGCCGCCAAGGUCACGUGCAUGGCCUGGGCCCCCAACAACGCCCGGUUCGCCGUCUGCACCGUGGACCGGGUGGUCCUCCUGUACGACGAGCACGGCGAGCGCAGGGACAAGUUCUCCACCAAGCCCGCCGACGCCAAGGGGUGACAAGAAGGUGAUCUGCAACAAGUUCAUUCAGACGAGUGCCGUGAUAUGCUUGCUCUGGCCAGAGGAGAACACCAUUGUCUUUGGGCUUGUUGAGGGCAAGGUCCGUUUGGCAAACACCAAGACCAACAAAUCUUCCACUAUUUAUGGGACCGACUCCUAUGUAGUGUCGCUGGCCUCCAACAUCUCAGGAAAGGGAAUCCUGUCUGGGCAUGCAGAUGGAACCAUUGUGCGCUACUUCUUUGAUGACGAAGGUUCUGGCGAGUCACAGGGCAAGCUAGUGAUGCACCCCUGCCCCCCCUACGCCAUGGCUUGGGCAUCAAACAGCAUUGUGGCUGCUGGCUGCGACAAAAAGAUUGUGGCCUAUGGCAAGGAGGGACAUGUCAUCCAGACCUUCGACUACAGCCGGGACUCUUCAGAGAAGGAGUUCACUGUUGCAGCUGCCAGCCCAGGGGGCCAGUCUGUCGUCAUUGGCAGCUUUGACAGGCUGAGAGUGCUGAACUGGAGCCCCCGUCGGAGCGCCUGGGAGGAGUCCAAGCCCAAAGAGAUUCCUCACUUGUACACGCUCACGGCCUUGGCCUGGAAGCGGGACGGCUCACGGCUCUGCGCGGGCACCCUCUGUGGUGGAGUGGAGCAGUUUGACUGCUGUCUGCGCAGGAGCAUUUACAAGAACAAGUUUGAGAUGACAUACGUGGGGCCCAGCCAGGUCAUUGUGAAGAACCUCUCCACUGGGAUGCGAGUAGUAUUGAAAUCCCACUAUGGCUAUGAAAUCGACGAGGUGAAAAUCCUGGGGAAGGAGCGCUACCUUGUGGCCCACACCUCAGACACGCUGCUCCUGGGGGACCUCAACUCCACCAAGCUCAGUGAGGUGGCCUGGCAGGGAUCUGGCGGGAAUGAGAAGUUUUUCUUCGACAACGAGAAUGUCUGCAUGAUCUUUAAUGCAGGAGAGCUGACUCUGGUGGAAUAUGGCAGCAACGAGAUUCUGGGUUCUGUGCGCACUGAGUUCAUGAACCCCCAUCUCAUCAGUGUCCGUAUCAAUGAAAGGAGGCAGCGAGGAAUGGAAGAGAGUAAGCGGCUGGCUUAUCUUGUUGACAUCAAGACAAUAGCAGCUGUGGACCUAGUGGGUAGUUAUAACAUUGGCACCAUCAGCCAUGACAGCAAGAUUGACUGGCUGGAGCUGAACGAGACGGGCCAUAAGUUGCUCUUCCGGGACAAGAAGAUGAAGCUGCAUCUCUAUGGCAUUGAGAGUGCCACCAAGACCGCCAUCCUAAGCUACUGCUCCUAUGUGCAGUGGGUCCCUGGCAGUGAUGUGGUGGUGGCCCAGAACCGGAACAGCCUCUGCGUGUGGUACAACAUCGACACUCCAGAGCGAGUUACCAUGUUCCCUAUGAAGGGCGACAUUGUGGACCUGGAGAGGAGCGAUGGGAAGACUGAGGUGAUUGUGACCGAGGGCGUGAACACAGUGUCCUACACCCUGGACGAAGGGCUCAUUGAGUUUGGCACAGCAAUUGACGAUGGUGACUACCACAGGGCCGUUGCCUUUCUAGAGACGCUGGAGAUGUGUGCCGAGACAGAAGCCAUGUGGAAGACGCUGAGCCGGCUGGCGCUGGAGGCCAAGCAGCUGCACGUUGCUGAGAGGUGUUUUGCUGCCCUUGGACAUGUGUCCAAGGCCCGAUUCCUCCACGAGACCAAUGAGAUUGCUGACCAGGUGGCCAAAGAAUAUGGAGGGGAUGGCACAGACUAUUACCAGGUGCGGGUCCGCCUGGCCAUGCUGGAGAAGAACUACAAGCUGGCAGAGAUGAUCUUCCUGGAGCAGAACGCUGUGGAGGAGGCCAUGGCGAUGUACCAAGAGCUGCACAUGUGGGAUGAGUGCAUCUCGGUGGCGGAGGCCAAAAGCCAUCCUGCGCUGGACAAGUUGCGCCAAGGCUAUUACGAAUGGUUGCUGCAGACCCAGCAGGAAGAGCGGGCGGCUGAGGUUCAGGAAGGCCAAGGGGACCUGCAAGCGGCUGUUGGCCUCUACUUGAAGGCUGGGCUGCCAGCAAAAGCAGGGCGGCUGGCCAUGGGCCGAGAGGAGCUGCUGGGGAACACUGACCUCGUCAACCGCAUCGCCACAGCCCUCAUUCGAGGGGAGCUCUUUGAGCAGGCUGGGGAGCUCUUUGAGAAGAUCCGGAACCCGCAGAGGGCGCUGGAGUGCUAUCGCAAGGGCAGUUCCUUUCUGAAAGCGGUGGAGCUGGCUCGCUCAGUCUUCCCAGCGGACGUGGUGAAGCUGGAGGAGGGCUGGGGGGAUCACCUUGUGCAGCAGAAGCAGCUGGAUGCAGCCAUCAACCACUACAUUGAGGCCAGGUGUGCUGUCAAGGCUAUUGAGGCAGCCAUUGGGGCACGGCAGUGGAAGAAGGCCAUUUACAUCCUGGACAUGCAGGACAGGAAAACAGCUGCCAAGUAUUACCCCAAGAUUGCCCAGCACUAUGCAGCCUUGCAAGAGUAUGAGAUAGCGGAGGAGCUGUAUGUCAAAGGAGACCACAUCAAGGAUGCCAUUGCCAUGUACACGCAGGCUGGGCGCUGGGAACAGGCGCACAAGCUGGCAUCCAAGUGCAUGAGGCCAGAGGAUGUGUCGGUGCUGUACAUCACGCAGGCGCAGGAGAUGGAGCGGCAAGGGAAGCACAAGGAGGCUGAGAGGCUUUACAUCACUGUGGACGAACCAGACUUGGCCAUCACCAUGUACAAAAAGUGCAAGAAGUAUGAUGAAAUGAUUCGCCUGCUGGGCAAGUAUCACAAGGACCUGCUGAGCGACACACACCUGCACCUCGGCAAGGAACUGGAAGCCGACGGGCAUCUGCAGGAGGCUGAAAGUCACUACCUGGAAGCCAAGGACUGGAAGGCAGCUGUGAACAUGUACCGUAUGAACAGCAUGUGGGAUGAAGCCUACAGGGUGGCCAAGGCUCAUGGCGGGGCAAAUUCCCACAAGCAUGUGGCCUUCCUGUGGGCGAAGAGUCUUGGUGGGGAGGCAGCUGUGAAGCUCCUCAACAAGUUUGGACUUCUGGAGAUGGCCAUCGACCACGCAGCGGACAACAACAUCUUUGACUUUGCCUUUGAGCUGGCUAGACUGUCCCUGAAGCAAAAGCUGCCUGAGGUCCACUUCAAAUAUGGCUCCUUCCUGGAAGACGAGGGCAAGUUUGAGGAGGCAGAAGUGGAGUUUGUGAAGGCCGGGAAGCCGAAGGAGGCCGUGUUGAUGUAUGCCCACGCCCAGAAUUGGGCUGCUGCCCAGCGAGUGGCCGAGGCCCAUGACCCAGACAGCGUGGUGAUUGUGCUGGUCGGCCAGGCUGAUACUGCCUUCAAGCAAAAGGAAUUCCAGAAAGCAGAGGCCUUGCUGCUGCGUGCUCAGCGCCUCGACCUGGCUGUGAAGCACUACAAGGAGGCUGCCAUGUGGAGCGAGGCCCUCCGGGUCUGCAAGGAGUACCUGCCUGGUGAUCUGGAGGCUCUGCAGGAGGAAUAUGAGCAGGAAGCAGCCAAGAAAGGACCCAGGGGCAUCGAGGGGAUUCUGGAGCAGGCACGUCAGUGGGAGCAGACAGGCGAAUAUGCCCGGGCCGUGGACUGCUACUUGAAGGUGCGAGACCAAGGCGACAGGGCUCUGAUGGAGAAGUGCUGGAUGAAGGCAGGUGAACUGGCCAUCAAGUUCCUUGGCCAGCCACGGAGUAUUGAGGUGAUGCGGACGGUGGGCCCCCAGCUGGUUGGCAUUGGCAAAUUCAAUGUGGCAGCGGAGCUGUACCUCAACCUGGACCUGAUCAAGGAAGCCAUUGAUGCCUUCAUGGAGGGAGAAGAGUGGAACAAAGCCAAGCGAGUAGCAAAGGAGCUUGAGCCCAGGUACGAGGAAUAUGUGGACCAGCACUACAAGGAGUAUCUCAAGGAUCAGGGCAAAGUGGACUCGUUGGUGGGUGUGGAUGUCAUGGCCGCCCUCGACAUGUACGUGGAGAGGGAGCAGUGGGAGAAGUGCCUCGAGACAGCUGCCAAGCAGAACUACAAAGUGCUGCACAAGUAUGUGGCUCUUUACGCCACCCACCUCAUCCGAGAAGGCAGCUGGGACAAAGCCCUGAGCCUUUACGUCCAACAUGGUGCUCCCUCCAAUGCGCAGAAUUUCAACAUUUAUAAACGUCUAUUUGUGGAGAUGGUGAACAUGGCCAACAUGAACUGUGCAGAGGCCUAUCGCAGCUGGGCUGACCUGCGAGACAUGCUCUUCAACCUGUCCGAGAACCUCAUGAAGUCCAGCGAAGCAAACACGCCAGCUCACGAGGAGUUUGAAACCAUGUUGCUUGUGUCCCACUACUAUGCCACACGGGCUGCAGCCCAAAGCAUCAAACAACUGGACACUGUGGCAGCCAAGCUCUCCAUCGCCUUGUUGCGUCACACGGAGAUCAUCCCCGCAGACAAGGCAUUCUAUGAAGCCGGGACAGCAGCCAAGGGAGUCGGUUGGGAGAACAUGGCCUUCAUCUUCCUGAACCACUUCCUGGACCUGACGGAUGCAAUUGAGGAGGGCUCCCUGGACGCCCUGGACCACUCGGACUUCCAAAACACAGACAUCCCCUUUGAAGUGCCCCUGCCUGCCAAGCAGCAUCUCUCGGAGGAGCAGCGUGAGGAGACCCGCGACUGGGUCCUCACCGUCUCCAUGGACCAGCGGCUGGAGCAGGUGCUGCCCCGGGAUGAGCGCGACACCUACGAGGCCUCUCUGGUGGCAGUGAGCACUGGCGUGCGCUCCCUGCCAUGCCUCAUCUCAGGCUACCCUGUGCUGAGGAACAAGGUGGAGUUCAAGCACCCGGGCAAAGAGGCAAACAAGGAAAGCUGGAACAAGUUCCUCAUGGCUGUCAAGAUGUCGCACAGCCCCUCCUGCCAGGAUGUCCUCAAGUUCAUCAGCCAGUGGUGUGGGGGGCUGCCCAGCACCAGCUUCUCCUUCCAGUGACCCAGGCCCCUGCCAGGCCCUGCCCCUUGUCAUCCUCCAAGCCUUUGUUGUCUUAUUAAACUUCCUGUUUGUA